Messenger RNA from Trichoderma asperellum CBS 433.97, 1608 nucleotides. The record is from RefSeq and is a predicted model, not a curated record. NCBI's taxonomy places the organism in Eukaryota, Fungi, Ascomycota, Sordariomycetes, Hypocreales, Hypocreaceae.
AUGGCUACUGCAAUAGAUGUCUCAUCCAUCCAGCAGCUGCUGGACAUAUAUGGCUCGGUCCUUGACGAGUCCUUGGUCAUUGCCAUCGCAAAUGACUACGAUGUAUCUACCGCUGCCGGCUAUAGUACUGCUUGCGCGAUCUUGCAAAGCCUCGCGCAAGAUGCAAACUUAGAAGAAUCUAGUGGUUUCGACCCAAGUGCCGUACAUCGGACUCUAGACGACGAGGAUAGACGCGUAGUCGAUAUUGAGCGUUCUACCAGCACAAGCGGUCGCCAUAGCAAACAAGCCAAUGGCCAAGAAUCAGCCGACACGGCAAUUGCUAUAACUCCGUCUCCUUCCUCUGCGGAAUUCAUGAUUCCAGAUGGCGAAUUCUCCAAGUCUGGCAUGCUGGAAACAGACAUUCUGCAGCUACAGGAUUUAUUCCCUGAUUUACAAAGUUGGGAUAUUAGGCAUGCCCUACUUGAAGCAAACGGUGUCGUUGCAACUGCGUUGGAUACCCUCCUUAGUGUACAAUACCUCCUAUCUACCACUGCUCAAAAGACUGCACCAGAUGCACUUUCCAUCCCUGGUGACACCAAGACUGAAGACCUUGGUAGGAACCGCAGUGUAUACGGAUACGACGCGGCAAGAAUGGCCAAUAGCGAGACCAGUAUGAGUAGUCCAAAGACGCUUAAAACUCCCGCUGCUAUCGUCUACGUAUCUGAACGCUUAAACAUGCCUGCUGAAGAAGUUUCUAUAAUAUACGCCGAAAACGGCAACUCUAAAGUGGCUACCAUCUUAGGAAUUCUGGAUCAGUUCCUCAUACAGAGAGAAGCUGAGCCCCCAACAACUCUAGAGAAAAAAGUUAUAGAUGAUCUCAAACAGAAGUACCGCAAUACCCCGGACGAGUACUUGCAAGUUAUCGUCCAGAUAACUGGACCAGAUUCUAUAUAUGCUGCGGAGCUCGCGUCACAAGUAAACGCAUACUUUAGUAAAAGAUCAAUGAACCAGAAACUCAAACUGAAUUAUAGACUGACACCGUUACCCCAAGAAGAUCUUGAAGGAUCAACGGGGACGGUCAUUGAUACUUGGGCUGAAGGAAGGAGUCCCCGUCGGGCUACCACAUUAUCAACGUCUAGCACCGGAAAGGAUCUCAGCCGGGCUCUGCAAACAUCAAAUAAUCUACAAAGGCAGAAACAAGAUGCGAUUGCAUCCGCUGCAAGCCUCCAUCGACGUGGGGCUUCGAACCCGCUGUAUCGGCAGGCAGCAGGUUACUAUGCGCAACAAGCUCGCGAACACGCAAAGCGUGCCCAAGAAGCUACGUCCACUGCGGCAGAUAUAUUAGUUGACCAACAAAGCACCGAUAGGACAGUUGAUUUGCAUGGCGUGUCUGUCCAAGAUGGAGUGCGAAUUGCUCGCCAGCGAGCGUUGAAUUGGUGGAAAGAUUUACGUGGAUCUCGAGAAGGGCCUGUGUUAGACGAAAGUCUCACUAUCAUUACUGGUUUGGGACGUCAUAAUACAAGUGGAAUUUCACCACUUCGACAGGCUGUGGCUGCUGCACUUACGCGGGACGGGUGGAAGUAUGCAGUGGAAACAGGGAGGUUUGUUGUAUCAGGACGAGGAAAGUAG